AGUAAUCGGUUCGAUUUCGUCGGUCCUCUUUCGUCGCCCGGAAAAUUUGAAAGAAUUAACAUCAACAUGUACAAAUUCGCAAUCAUCAGCGCACUCUUCGUGGUAUCCACUCUCGCUGCACCGGCGUCGCAGGACGCGGCGGCGUCACCGCCACCGUCGGUCCUCGAGGAAGCCCUCGACGUGUAUGCUUCUUGUGCCGGGGAAUCGAGCAUCCCGGUGUGUCUCAAGCUCAAGGCCCUACGCUAUGUCGACCGAGUCGUCCGUUCGACUGACAUCGAAGUCGUCGACGGAUUCAAGAUCGUGCAGACCGAGGAGGCUAAAAACAGCCGGGCUGACAAUGCAAGGUCUCUUAAUGACAUUGAAAAUACCUUGCCAGCUGAGACCGAAGCCAAAGAAGCUGCAAUUGAUCAGGCCCUUGUCGACAGAGCUGCUAAGUUUUUAUCUACACACACUGUUGAAUUGAGCUUUCCGGAAGACGUUGCCCGUUCCUUUGACGAAGCUCGUGGUAAGAAGAAGAAGAUCGUUAAAUCUCUGUUGCCCAUCCUUCUUCUCCUGAAACUUAAGGCUGCUGCCCUUAUCCCGAUUGCUCUUGGUGCUUUGGCUUUGAUCGCUGUUAAGGCCCUCAUCAUCGGCAAGAUUGCUCUCGUCAUCAGCUUGAUCAUCGCCCUGCAGAAAUUGCUCGCUUACAAGAGCCAAAGUUAUGAGGUAGUCGCUCAUCCCGUCCACGAUUACGGACACGAGGUGCACCACGAUCAUCACGGCUGGGCGAGAUCGGCGGCCGGCUCUGAUCUCGCGUAUAACGCGUACAAACCCGCUGAAUAGCCCAGUGUCAUGUACAACCUCUCUUCCUUCUAACUUUCUACCUUCAUUCGCCAAAGUGAUCGUCGUUAACCCGGCGAUCACAUCUGAGGGAGGCGUGGCUCAACUUCUCAGGGAUUCUCUCGACAAGCUCGACUCGACAACACGGACACUUGUCGAUGCAACAACGACUAGAUCGGACGCAAUUCUACGCGGACAGGCAAAUUACGACUGUUAAACGAGGACGAUUAUCAGAUUUUUUGUGCGGACUGUAUUUUUAACCGUACGUGACUCGACGACUCGACAAUGCCGAAGCCGACAAUCGAUAGAGAUGCUAUCAAUCGCCAUAGAUGAAAGUUCGACGUACAUCACGGUGAUUUUAUGACGGAACUCACCAUUUUAUCAAACAUGACGAAAGACGGUAUCCAAGAGAUUAUGAGAAUCUCGAGAUUUUAAAAAUAGUGAAACCUGAUAGAAUGAUAGAAAUCACGCCUCCUCGAUCACAU
Molecule: messenger RNA, 1304 nt
Organism: Formica exsecta
Lineage: Eukaryota; Metazoa; Arthropoda; Insecta; Hymenoptera; Formicidae
Exons: 3
Coding region: 67-822 (251 amino acids)
Source: RefSeq, a predicted model, not a curated record